Messenger RNA from Pollicipes pollicipes, 673 nucleotides. RefSeq lists its product as uncharacterized. NCBI's taxonomy places the organism in Eukaryota, Metazoa, Arthropoda, Thecostraca, Pollicipedomorpha, Pollicipedidae. The coding region runs from base 1 to 411 and encodes 136 amino acids. The transcript is spliced from 3 exons. The record is from RefSeq and is a predicted model, not a curated record.
AUGUCUGAGCCCCGCUGCGCCGAGUUCGCCCGGCUGGACUGCUCUGUGCUCGUGGUCUCAUUCGGCUCGGUGGAGGGCGCCCGGCGCUGGCUGGCCGACACCGGCUGCCAGUUUCCGCUGCUCGUCGAUCCGCAGCGGAAGCUCUACCACGCCCUCGGCCUAGCCAGGUCCAUCGCCAAGGUGUGGCAGCACAGCACGCUGCAGUACUACGGCGGCCAGAAGGCGGCCGGCCGGCCGCUGCCAGCCGCCUACCGCGGCGUGGAGGACGACCCGCACCAGAUGGGUGGUGACUUCAUACUGGACGGCGCCGGCCGGCUGGCGCUGGUACACUGCAGCACGAGCCCGCCCGACCGGCCCUCCGUCCAGCACCUGUUGGAGACGCUCGGCCGCCUCGGUGACGGCCAGCCCUAGCCGCGCCCACACGGCGCGCGCCGUCACCGGACCCGCAUCCGUCGGCCAAGCUCGGCUGCUGCACAACUCCGCACGCCAGAUUUCCGGGACAAUCGGGCUAGAUUAGAGUAGGUAGUGUGGUAGCUAGGGCUGUAUCCCAGUGUCUCAGCAUGGUGCUGGUCCUCAGGCCCCAUCUGGUCCGCGGAGACCAGGCCGCCGCGGACAGAUCGCCAGUCCGACGGUUGGCUGGCUCCUCAGUAGGCCGUGGUGCGGCCUGAGAGCG